Messenger RNA from Mandrillus leucophaeus (drill), 2876 nucleotides. RefSeq names its product p21 protein (Cdc42/Rac)-activated kinase 6 (gene PAK6). Gene Ontology annotation, molecular function: protein serine/threonine kinase activity; ATP binding. NCBI's taxonomy places the organism in Eukaryota, Metazoa, Chordata, Mammalia, Primates, Cercopithecidae. The transcript is spliced from 12 exons. Gene Ontology annotation, biological process: protein phosphorylation; regulation of MAPK cascade; intracellular signal transduction. The record is from RefSeq and is a predicted model, not a curated record. Gene Ontology annotation, cellular component: cytoplasm. Bases 430 to 2493 code for a protein of 687 amino acids.
AGAGGGAGGGAAGCUCUGUGCCCACAGAGGCAGGACAACACCAACCAGGAGCCUUCAGGAGAAGAGGCUGGGUGAAAAAAGCACUGAGGUUUUCUUUUCCUUUUUUUUUUUUCUAUUUUGCCUGAAGGGAGUGCCGCUUCCUGGGCUAGAAACAAGCACCAGCCUGCAGUGGAGAACGCGGGGCCCCACUGCCCAGAAGGAGCGGCCACGGCCUGCGGAGGACUGGCCCAGGAAGGUCCCAGGUCUUCCCUUGCCUCAGCGCCUAAGAGAGCGGUCCAGAGCGGGUGAGGAGUCUCGAGGAACAGGCGGAAGGCGCCGGAAGUCAAGACAGGUUUUCACCAUGUUGGCCAGGCUGGUCUCAAACUCUGACCUCAGGUGAUCCACCUGCCUCGGCCUCCCAGAGUGCUAGGAUUACAGGCAUGAGCCACCAUGCCCAGCCCAGGCACCAUGUUCCGCAAGAAAAAGAAGAAACGCCCUGAGAUCUCAGCCCCACAGAACUUCCAGCACCGUGUCCACACCUCCUUCGACCCCAAAGAAGGCAAGUUUGUGGGCCUUCCCCCACAAUGGCAGAACAUCCUGGACACACUGCGGCGCCCCAAGCCCGUGGUGGACCCUUCGCGAAUCACACGGGUGCAGCUCCAGCCCAUGAAGACAGUGGUGCGGGGCAGCGCGGUGCCGGUGGAUGGCUACAUCUCGGGGCUGCUCAACGACAUCCAGAAGUUGUCGGUCAUCAGCUCCAACACCCUGCGCGGCCGCAGUCCCACCAGCCGGCGGCGGGCACAGUCCCUGGGGCUGCUGGGGGAUGAGCACUGGGCCACCGACCCAGACAUGUACCUCCAGAGUCCCCAGUCUGAGCGCACUGACCCCCACGGCCUCUACCUCAGCUGCAACGGGGGCACACCAGCAGGCCACAAGCAGAUGCCGUGGCCCGAGCCACAGAGCCCACGGGUCCUGCCCAAUGGGCUGGCUGCAAAGGCACAGUCCCUGGGCCCCGCCGAAUUUCAGGGUGCCUCACAGCGCUGUCUGCAGCUGGGUGCUUGCCUGCAGAGCUCCCCACCAGGAGCCUCACCCCCCACAACCACUGGUAGGCGUGGAAUGAAGGCUGCCAAGCAUGGCUCUGAGGAGGCCCGGCCACAGUCCUGCCUGGUGGGCUCAGCCACAGGCAGGCCAGGUGGGGAAGGCAGCCCUAGCCCUAAGACCCAGGAGAGCAGCCUGAAGCGUAGGCUAUUCCGAAGCAUGUUCCUGUCCACUGCUGCCACGGCCCCUCCAAGCAGCAGCAAGCCAGGCCCUCCACCACAGAACAAGCCCAACUCCUCUUUCCGACCGCCACAGAAAGACAACCCUCCAAGCCUGGUGGCCAAGGCCCAGUCCUUGCCCUCGGACCAGCCGGUGGGGACCUUCAGCCCUCUGACCACUUCGGAUACCAGCAGCCCCCAGAAGUCCCUCCGCACAGCCCCGGCCGCAGGCCCGCUUCCAGGCCGGUCUUCCCCAGCAGGUUCCCCCCGCACCUGGCACGCCCAGAUCAGCACCAGCAACCUGUACCUGCCCCAGGACCCCACGGUUGCCAAGGGCACUCUGGCUGGUGAGGACACAGGUGUUGUGACACAUGAGCAGUUCAAGGCUGCACUCAGGAUGGUGGUAGACCAGGGUGACCCCCGGCUGUUGCUGGACAGCUACGUGAAGAUUGGCGAGGGCUCCACCGGCAUCGUCUGUUUGGCCCGGGAGAAGCACUCGGGCCGCCAGGUGGCCGUCAAGAUGAUGGACCUCAGGAAGCAGCAGCGCAGGGAGCUGCUCUUCAACGAGGUGGUGAUCAUGCGGGACUACCAGCACUUCAACGUGGUGGAGAUGUACAAGAGCUACCUAGUGGGCGAGGAGCUGUGGGUGCUCAUGGAGUUCCUGCAGGGCGGAGCCCUCACAGACAUCGUCUCCCAAGUCAGGCUGAAUGAAGAGCAGAUCGCCACUGUGUGUGAGGCUGUGCUGCAGGCCCUGGCUUACCUGCAUGCCCAGGGUGUCAUCCACCGGGACAUCAAGAGUGACUCCAUCCUGCUGACCCUGGAUGGCAGGGUGAAGCUCUCGGACUUCGGAUUCUGUGCCCAGAUCAGCAAAGACGUCCCUAAGAGGAAGUCCCUGGUGGGAACCCCCUACUGGAUGGCUCCUGAAGUGAUCUCCAGGUCUUUGUAUGCCACUGAGGUGGAUAUCUGGUCUCUGGGCAUCAUGGUGAUUGAGAUGGUGGAUGGGGAGCCACCCUACUUCAGUGACUCCCCAGUGCAAGCCAUGAAGAGGCUCCGGGACAGCCCCCCGCCCAAGCUGAAAAACUCUCACAAGGUCUCCCCAGUGCUGCGAGACUUCCUGGAGCGGAUGCUGGUGCGGGACCCCCAAGAGAGAGCCACAGCCCAGGAGCUCCUAGACCACCCCUUCCUGCUGCAGACAGGGCUACCCGAGUGCCUGGUGCCCCUGAUCCAGCUCUACCGCAAGCAGACCUCCACCUGCUGAGCCCACCCUGAAACCCUAUCUGGGAGAGAAGGCGAACCACCUCCGGGUUUCCAUCACGUCAAGGUCACAGGCACCCAUUUGUGCAAACCAUCUGCCCCGGCUGCCUCCACAGACAGCUGUCUCCUUGUCCUCCUCGGCCCCGCCCCACUUCAGGGCUGCUGUGAGAUGGAAUUCCAGGAAAGAACUUCAGGUGUCUGGACCCUUUCUAUUUAGAUAAUAUUUUUAGAUUCUUCUGCUCCCUAGUGACCUACAUGGGGGCAAAGAAAUUGCAAGGACUUUUUUUUAAGGGUCAGAGUUUUCAAAACAAAAGCAUCUUCCCUAGAAAUUUUUGUGAAUUGUUUGCACUUGUGCCUGUUUUAAAUUAAAUUGAGUGUUCAAAGCCA